CCGCGAGAAAGGAGCUUCAACGCAUUUCUCGCUAGCAUUGGCCCCUUUGCUAACUUCUUGUUCUGUGGCGACCUGUAUACCUAAUGUCUGACUUGAACCGUUCACCUUCUCGCUCACAGUCCAGAGCGUCGUCAAGAUGCUCCAACCGUGCACCAAGUCCGUCAUUUUCUUUAGACGAUCCAGUUUCCGUUCGAAACCAUAUUUCCUUCCUUAAGCAUACGAUUCGACACCAGCAAGCGCAACUCCAGAACCUGGAGGUGGUCUUACAGCGUUCGACGUCCCGAUCGACUACGUCUGGCUCUGGUAGUCAAUACAAACAAGACUCGCCCUCGCUAUCACCUACAGACCUCCCUGGCUCUUCUGGUUCAUAUACAUACACCACCGUGUCAUCGUCUAAAACUCUCCGGCAGCGUUCCUCGAGUUUCGAAGUCCUUCAGGCUAUGGUCGGUCCCGAUGGUCACUCACAGCUCCCAUUACCGAAGAGAGACGGAGGGAGUAUUCGGGAAGGGAUACCAUCGGACUUCUCGUCGUCGUCUUCGAAUUUAUUGAGUCCUGAGCAUGGUGGCAAUAGUAAACGACCCGUGAGUCCGACGCGUUCAUUGAGCCGUAUACCUGUCGCUUCUGUCGGACAUGCACGAACACUCGCAGAAGACGGACAAUCUUUUCGUCCUCACUCACAAAAACCUCCAUCUAUCGACUCCUCAAUCACAAAUCGUUCUUCCCAAUUAACCCAAUCAACAGAUGUAACAGCAACAUCAUCACUAACAACAACCACUACGUCACUCCACCUCCCGCCAUCACCAGGAAAACGUAUAUCCUUCGGCGCUCACGGGGGGAAUACUACGAAAGUCCUAGCAGACUUACAAGCGGGAGUCAUCAACGCGAAGAAUGCGCUGGAGAAUACGAAAGCGCAGUUGAGAUUGAGUCAACGGACUGUUGCGCAACUUACUCGACAGACGGAGGAUUUGAAAGAUGGGAGAGAACGGUUACGACUGGAAAAUGAAGGGUUAAAUAAUGUUGUGGCGAGGAAGGAGAGGCUGUUGCAGGAGGUACUGGAACGCGCACGAAAAGCAGAGUCCGAAGCAUCCUCCCUAAAAUCCCAACUCAAAUCCGAAUCUACAUCUUCCAAACGUACAAUCCGCGAAAUGGAAGCCCAACUUUUGCAAUCCACCGCUCUCAGCCAAAAAUCCGAACGAGAGUAUAUAACGCUCCGUGACGCGCUCAAGCAGCUCUCGGAGAGUUGGAAACUCGAUUUGGAAAGGAUUAAGAAGGAGAUGAAAGAGAGGGAGGAGAAAGUGAGGAAGGAAGAAGAAGAGAUGGGGGAGAAGUAUAGGAAGUUAGUAGAAGAGGUUGAGGAAGAGAGGAAGAAACAUGAGAGGGUGAAGUCGAUUCUGGAGGAGGAAAGACGGAUACAGGGGGAAUGGGAGGAAGGGUUUAAAGCACAACUGGAUGAGUUUCACGGGAGCGUGCUACGUUCGGAAACAGAUUCGGCGACGGCGAAAAAGAUGGCACAGCAAAUAUCAAACGAAUUACUUCGUUUAAGAAGCCUCAUCCGAGCGGUCGAAGGGUCAGACGAGAACAUAGAGCAGUAGAUGGGGAGCGUUGUAGAAUUGGUUUUUCUUAUAUUUUAUUCUCAUCACCACCCACGGCAGUCUUUCGUUUUCCAGAUUACCCUUACACACACACUGGCUUAACCGC
Messenger RNA from Fomitiporia mediterranea MF3/22, 1698 nucleotides. RefSeq lists its product as uncharacterized. The transcript has 6 exons. Bases 84 to 1592 code for a protein of 502 amino acids. Lineage: Eukaryota; Fungi; Basidiomycota; Agaricomycetes; Hymenochaetales; Hymenochaetaceae. The record is from RefSeq and is a predicted model, not a curated record.